Salpingoeca rosetta is the source of this 2745-nucleotide messenger RNA. RefSeq lists its product as uncharacterized. Lineage: Eukaryota; Choanoflagellata; Craspedida; Salpingoecidae. The transcript has 8 exons. The record is from RefSeq and is a predicted model, not a curated record. The coding region runs from base 1 to 2745 and encodes 914 amino acids.
AUGCCCUGGCCCACCGACACGUACCGCAGCGUGCAGGCGACGCUGGAGCGCGCAGGCGUCAACGUCCAGUCGCUGCAAGUCUUCCCGGACCUGUGCUCUGCAAGCGUUGACGUGGUUGCCGACAGCGAGGAGACGUUCCGAAGCUUGCUGCCACUGCCCAUUGACACGGCGGCGAGCGCCUGUCGUCUGGAGGCGCGCCACGCACCGCUGCACCGCAUUGUCGUCACGUGCACCUUGCACAGCAAGCCCACCUCGGGCCGCGACAUUGUGCAGGCGGUUGAGAUGAACUUUGGUGGCAAGGCGAAGCUUGUGCCCAUCCCACAGUCCCUCAAGGACACGCUGUCCCGCAUCCAUCCGUUUGCCAGCACACGCAUAACUGAACAAGAACAAGAACAAGGAGCACAGCAGCAGGAUGGUGGAGGUGGCAGUGAGGCACAUGAUGUUAUUGCCAAGCCCACGGCUAAAGACGGCGAUGGUGACAGCAAAAGCAGCAAGAGCAGCGGCGCGUCCUCUGAGACCACACUGCAGCGCGUGUUUGUGCUGGAGACAACGGACACGCUUUGCCACCUCUGUCUCCUGUGCUACCCGAACGACGUGCACGUGGCAGUGCUCGACCCCAAGCUGGGCGGCCUCCUGUCGGACCUCGUCGACGCAUUCAACAAGGGCAGCGUGGCCAAGGACCUUGAUGUGCUGGCGGCUGUAACCAUGGGCAACCGCAUCUGCUUCACGGGCAGCACUGCCGUGCCGGUGUGGUCGCAGGCCAAGCUGCUUGCAGGCUUCCUCGCGCCCGCCUUCCACUCGUUUGCCCGCAGCGACCGCGUGCUGGGCGACGACAAGAUCAUGGAGCACGUACUGAACGACUACGGCCUCAAGCUCGGGCGCUACCCGACGCCUGGCCUGCUGCCCUACGCAGGCACGGCACACGGGGCCGUGCGGGAUGUGUGGAGUUUGAGCGGCUGCCGCCCGUCACCGACACCCCGCGCUUAUACACACGUGCGACCUGGACGGCGGGGCGCCAUGCUGCUGGAGUACUCGCUGUACUACUACCUGGACCAGGACAGGGAGCGCGGGCUCAGCUACAUCAACAGCACCAUCGGUGCCAACAUUAAGUCGCAGACGACGAUCAGCGUCACGGGCAUGCAAUACCGCUUCCUGGACUCGCAGCUGCUUGAGCUGGCUCGCAAGUUCCGCGUGUAUGUGCGCAAGCCCAGCGCGGAGGACAGGGACGCGUGCGCCUCGAGCGUGCCCGUGACCGUGGAGGGCAUGCAGCGGCAGCUGACGGCAUUUAACAACGCGGUGUGGGACACGCUCAAGGAGUACCUGUGCCACGUGCUCGGGCUGCCGGUCAUUGACACGUCGCACGUGCCGGAGAUGUCCGAGGCGGACGUCACCUUCCUGAAGCGCAAGCUGUUCAAUUACCUGACCAAGGCCAGCCGCACGCUGUGCCGCAGCAAGGACAGCGUGGUGAGCUAUGUUGCGCCACAGGACGUGAUUGGCACGCCCUCUGAGCGCAACGUGUGGAUGGCUGGCCGCCGAGAUCUAAUGCAAACGGUCAUCCCAACGAUGGAGUCGACGUUCCGCACCAUUGCCCACAUCCGGCCCACGCGCCACGUGUGCCAGGUGCCCAUGUCCGUGACCAAGGAGCUGAAGCGUCUGCGCAAGAAGGCGUUGGUGCUGAUGCCAGUUAUACCGCAAGCACGGGCGCUCCUUCGGCAACUGCAAAUGCUUCUGCUGCCACUGCUGCUGGCGACGAUGGGGCGACAGCCUGUCGAUCUCGGUACCCACGCAGUGCUCGAAGGACUGCGCAAGGAGAUGGCGGCGGCGUCGGAGGUGCUGCUGCCGACCACGUGCGAGAGGCUGUUCCCGGCCAAGGUGAAGCAGGCCGUGUGGGAGGUGGAGCUGUACCAGUACCACGCCAUCGGCGAGUCGCUGCCCGCGGUGCAGCUGCAUGCGAAGCUGAAUAAUACGACAGCGGCAGCGUGCCAAGGACCCUUGAUGUGCUGGCGGCUCACUGCCGUGCCGGUGUGGUCGCAGGCCAAGCUGCUUGCAGGCUUCCUCGCGCCCGCCUUCCACUCGUUUGCCCGCAGCGACCGCGUGCUGGGCGACGACAAGAUCAUGGAGCACGUACUGAACGACUACGGCCUCAAGCUCGGGCGCUACCCGACGCCUGGCCUGCUGCCCUACGCAGGCACGGCACACGGGGCCGUGCGGGAUGUGUGGAGUUUGAGCGGCUGCCGCCCGUCACCGACACCCCGCGCUUAUACACACGUGCGACCUGGACGGCGGGGCGCCAUGCUGCUGGAGUACUCGCUGUACUACUACCUGGACCAGGACAGGGAGCGCGGGCUCAGCUACAUCAACAGCACCAUCGGUGCCAACAUUAAGUCGCAGACGACGAUCAGCGUCACGGGCAUGCAAUACCGCUUCCUGGACUCGCAGCUGCUUGAGCUGGCUCGCAAGUUCCGCGUGUAUGUGCGCAAGCCCAGCGCGGAGGACAGGGACGCGUGCGCCUCGAGCGUGCCCGUGACCGUGGAGGGCAUGCAGCGGCAGCUGACGGCAUUUAACAACGCGGUGUGGGACACGCUCAAGGAGUACCUGUGCCACAUGACCGAGUCGGACGUCACCUUCCUGAAGCGCAAGCUGUUCAACUACCUGACCAAGACCAGCCGCACGCUAUGCCGCAGCAAGGACGGGAUGGUGAGCUAUGUUGCGCCGCAGGACGUGAUUGGCUGGCACGCCCUCUGA